AUGAAAUGCCAACCGGUUGUGGACGAACGAUUCGUCAUGACGAACAAAAUGUAUCCUGCAUCUGUACGUAUCCAUCCUCGUUUAAUCGGAGAGGUAUUGGGUAUAGAUCCAUACCCAUCCGACUGCGAGAAGCACAACGACUUGAUCACGCGGUAUAGUCAUUACUCUCGGUGCAGCGCCGGAAGCGAUAACUGCUGCAAUAACAGCCGCCGGAGGAGCUGUGGACGCCGUAACAGUCAGCCGAUAAACGUCGGACGUUCGUCGAGGCCGGUGUUCCGGGACCAGAACGCCGUGCAAUCCGCCCAGCCUGUGCGCUCUGGGUGUCCGUGCCGGCCCGACCAGUCCAGGGUACAGGAUAGACCGGUGGACCUGUUUGGCCCGUCGCCGGCGAGGAUUUCUCGGAGCCGGCGCAGCACUUACGACGUGCAGCCGCCACCGUGUGGUGAUCAAAACGCCCGGCGGGGCACUUACGACGUGGAGCCGGAACCGCAGGGCAGCCGACGGGGCACUUAUGACGUGCCACAGCCGUGCGCCGCACUCCAGCAAAACGACCGGCGGGGCACUUAUGACGUGCCGCAGCCGUGCGCCGCACUCCAGCAAAACGACCGGCGGGGCACUUAUGACGUGCCGCAGCCGUGCGCCGCGCUCCAGCAAAAUGACCGGCGGGGCACUUACGACGUUGACGUGCAACCGCAGCCAGCGCGAACAUCGAACUGUGGAGGUUCGGGUGGCAGUACUUUCACGCUGACCGGCACCUUCCAGCUGCUGGACGGGUUCCAGGGACUGUUGCCUGGGCGGCAGCAACCGCGUGGUCAGUUGUCGUCAGGCAACAGGCUGCACGACACCGACGGCGACAUCAACGACUACCUCGACAAUCAUCAAGACUACGACAUGGUGGCGCCUCGGUGUGUGGCCGUGCCCGGUCAGCCGUACGUGGACAUCGACGAGUCAGACGCGAACACGACGCCUGACAAUUGGCGCCUGACGUUGGGCAACCGCAGCUCAGUGGGCUCGCAAGGAAUGGGCAUCCCGAGUCCCGUGGCCUACGACCACUACAGUGGUUCGCGGGACACGUCGGGACGGGGCCAGUGGCCGUCAAUCGACCGCCAGUCCAUGCCGUUUGGUCUCAACGAUUCGUUCGUCAUGAGCGGUGCGUCAACGCCGCGCGACCGCCAGUCGAGGGCCAGGUCCGCCGCCCCUGAGUGUGGCUCGUCGUCCCGCAACAACCGCAGGCGUGACACUUUCGACCGGAACACCCGGUAA
Molecule: messenger RNA, 1263 nt
Organism: Metopolophium dirhodum (rose-grain aphid)
Lineage: Eukaryota; Metazoa; Arthropoda; Insecta; Hemiptera; Aphididae
Exons: 2
Coding region: 1-1263 (420 amino acids)
Source: RefSeq, a predicted model, not a curated record